Messenger RNA from Cladophialophora bantiana CBS 173.52, 1617 nucleotides. RefSeq lists its product as uncharacterized. The record is from RefSeq and is a predicted model, not a curated record. Bases 1 to 1617 code for a protein of 538 amino acids. The transcript has 4 exons. Lineage: Eukaryota; Fungi; Ascomycota; Eurotiomycetes; Chaetothyriales; Herpotrichiellaceae.
AUGCCUUCGGGCUUGGUUCACAAAGUGGCACGCAGAGCUGUGCCUUCGUCCCCGUUCGGGUUCAAAGAGGCGGUGGAUGGCGGGCGAGUGGGUCUUGACUGCGUCUGUCAGGGGCCGCUGGGAGACCUUAUUCAACAUUCCCAAUUGACCGUCAAUGUGGAGACCAUGAAAUCCAUUAAGAGGGAACAGAGUCGACAUUCACGGGAAGGAUUUCUCGAGCUGAACAGUGUUCUUCUCUCACUUCCGCCAGAUGAGACUGGUACUAACGUUGGAGGUCAAGUCCGGAGAUCAUGGGCCCUCAUUCCGCUAUCCUUCGACGGAGUCACGGUAAAUCCAAGGGUGGAUGCAAGACCUGCCUCUCCCGGCGGUCAAAACUGUGCUCGAGGAUCGCGAGCAUGCGUCUACCUAAGUCUGUCGACCGGAGCGGCUGCGGAUCACGCGAGGUCCAUCGCCUGGGUGGAUUCGAUCGAGAUCGCCUGUCAGGUCUGGAGGGAGAGCGGCGACACUCCGUUCCCCAUGCUGAAGGUUUUAUCGUCUCUAGACUGGCACGGUCUCGAUCCACGAGGUCUCCGAUACCUCUACUACAUUGCCUCUCUCGGCAACAUUUUGGACCAGAACAACGCUCGCCAAUUCGCCCUCUGGUGGGAUACCUAUGAAGUGGGUAUUCAAGCCACGGCAAAGUAUGACUUCGUUGCAUAUGCUCAGAUAGUGGCUGCCGCCAGCCGUAUCGGGAAAUUGACCAGGAUGGCAAGCGUCAUGGAGGACGCAGUGCGGUACAGGUCAUUGGCUUUGAAAGGCCUGCAACAGGCGCUCGCAUCCUUCUCAAGGGAGAAUGCCGAUGGGGUUUUGGCAGCGUCCAUCAGCUUCAUGUUCAAUCAGCCAACUCCAGCCGAUUUGCGGAGGAUCACGCAGGGGACAGUUGCGGUAGUCGAAGCCAUGCGACCAUGGGCUGCAUCUUCCGGGGCUCGGCCGCUGUUGGAUCACAUCUAUCCAGUCCAACAAGACGCCCGAUGUCCUCUCACACAGCAUGCAGAGAUUCCUUGUUCUCCCGAGCCAACAGUCUCUACGCCUCUGGUCAUGGUGCAGUCCGCUACAGCUGCCAUCGAAUUUCUGCUGGAACAAGGCUUGACCGCAUUAAACCGACUGGCGAUGUGCAUCAAGCACAUGAAAGAGCUUUCCACCGCCGCGCGUGGUCUGGCAGACAUGCUUCGUAUGGCCCAAGCAGAACACUUGAACGGUCAAAAGCACGAUCCGUUCUGGCUCGUCCAUCCCUUCUCCGGGCUAACCAGCCGAGAGUCCAUCUCCUUCAGCGACAUCACCAGCUCCAAACCCUUCGUCCUCGUAUUCUUGGCCCACCUGUAUAGUGCGCUCGUCGUGGUAUCGAUGCUGUACCCGGAACUGGACGCUGCCGGGUUCGUUUCCAUCCGUCUGUAUUCGCUGGAUGCCUUGACACGACAUUUCGAACCCAUGACCGCGAUCGAUUGCGAGACCUGCCGCGAGGCCCACGGCUGUCAGGAGCUUUUGGCCUUUCCCUGGAACGUCCUACAGGCGAACCGAAAAUGGCAAAUGGAUCGGCCAACAGUCUUACCCCGGACAAGUAAUACCUCCACCCGAUAA